Molecule: messenger RNA, 999 nt
Organism: Vanrija pseudolonga
Lineage: Eukaryota; Fungi; Basidiomycota; Tremellomycetes; Trichosporonales; Trichosporonaceae
Exons: 1
Coding region: 1-999 (332 amino acids)
Source: RefSeq, a predicted model, not a curated record
AUGACCCUGCUCACGGUCAUAGUGGUCUGGCUAUACCUGUGGGGCGACUAUGGGGGCAUCUGGAGGCUACUACAUCUCGAUCCUCGAAACAUCCUCCGCGACGUCAUGCGCUCGAAGCUCAUGGGCUUCUUCCCUUCCAUCCUGUGGUCAAAAUAUCUCGAAGACUGCCAGAACAACAUCUUCAGCACUGGGGUCAUUACAACCGACCGUGGUCUGCGCCUUGUCACUCGCGUCCUGAUGAACCGAGCUUAUGAGUACGGCCAGGAGGACAUCACGACCGAGGCUAUCCAGGACAAGCUCGAGUACCUCUUCUCCACCCUUCCCCGGGUACAUAAAGAGAACCUGCCCUUCUACGGGGUGCGCUGUGGCCUCGUCUUCGGCGCUUUGGCAGCGCAUGAAUCAAACAUCCGUGAUCGGCGGUCUCGCAAGUUCCGGCUCGGUACAGCAGCAGUCACGGGUGCGUCCAGCACCGCGGCCAACGUCCCAUCCAUCAACGGUGUGCCCGUUGGCGCGAUCAUCGAGCCGGUAGCCACCGGCAUCCGAGGGACCCUUGUCGAGUCAUUCAGCCGAAGGCAGAAGCGCCUCGGGCGGGGCGUCACCCACGUCGAGUACAAGUUCCUGACGCAAGUGAUGGAGGAGGCGAACGACGGGCUGGUCGCGAGCUACAACGGCAGCGCACCUCGGGAUAAGGAGGGCAACCCCCUCCCCGCAUUCACUGGCCAGGGGAUCGUCAAGUUCAAGGAGGCCGCCUGGAAGGCGUUCAAACUCGUCAUGAACGACGAAACUUGCGAAAUGGGCAUCGAUCUUCCUCCAGAUGUGCUCAAGGUGGCGCCGGAGCGGGAGGCUGCUGUUCGCAUUUCGCCACUGGUGGACGACGACUCGCCGCCCCCUACGCCGCCUCCCAAGGUGUCGCCUCGCAUAUCAACUGACACCAACCCACAAAAGAUGGGACUGGUUGACGUGAUGCCAAGGAGGCCCCUCAGGACGAUGACCAUGUAG